CGCAGCCCGCCGAGGGAGCAGCGGCCGCGGAGGUGAAGGGAGGCGGUGGGGAACGCAGGCAGCAGCCGCGGGAGGCGGGAGCAGCCGGGGCGGAGGGGAGGAGCGGGCGGCCGGGCGCAGCCAAUUCGGGGGGCCUCGUCCAUUUUUCGGCGUGAGUCAGGCACGUCGGUGGGGUGAUGCCACGGCGCUGGGAAGGGGCCGGGAGAGCCGCGGGACGCGGCGGUAGUCGGGAGCGACCCGCCCGCUCGGGCUCGUACUCUCAGCCCUACCGCCGCCGCUGCUGAGGAGAGCCCUGCUUCCUCCUUCCCCUCCCUCGCCGAGGCCGGCGCCAUGGCUGGGGGCGCUGGGCCUGCCUCCUCUCAGCCGCGCCGCGCUCCCUGACGGAGCGGAGAGCCGCCCUUCCCUUCCCCCCCCGCCCGCCGCCUGACGGAGGCUGCUGCGUGUGUGGGUCUCGUCCUGGCAUCGAAGGGAAAAGCCAAAAAUUAGCCUUGCCCCAAGCUGAGCCGCUUGCUUCUCCAGAAGGUUGGGAAGGAAGGGGACUACAGAGGGGCCGUCCUUGCGUUUCAUGUUUCGUCAGCCCGACAGCAUUUUGGCUUUGAUUCCAUCUUGCUCCUACCUGUUCCUGGACAGUGACGGGGAGGAGAAGAGGCACCGUCCCACCAUGUCUCGUUACAGCCUCCAUAAUCUCCUGGACUGGAUGUAUGGGGGUGUGGACCCCAGCUUUGCCGGCAAUGGAGGGCCAGAAUGCGCGGCCUUUCUCUCUGGGCAGCAGCGCUUUCUGGAGAGUUUGGUCUUCCUCAGCGUGGGCGUCGUGGAGAUCCUUCUGUCCCUGUGGAAGCUCAGGCAGCUGCAUUUCAGGGAGCUGGAGGGUCAUCUGCUGCAGCAGCCCCAGCCGAAGCAGGAGAGCUUGGGCAAGAAUGUGCUGCUGGUGGUGCUGUGCCUCAUCUUUGGGCUGGAGGUGGGGUUCAAGUUUGCCACCAGGACUGUCAUUUACCUUCUGAAUCCCUGCCAUGUCGUCACUAUGAUGCAGAUUUUUCUUCUUGCCUGUCCUCCAUGUCGGAUUGCAAUGAUUCUCUUCAGGUUGCAGAUGCAUAUGCUCAAUGGGGCCCUCUUGGCAUUGCUGUUUCCCGUUGUUAAUACACGUCUGCUUCCAUUUGAAAUGGAAAUUUAUUACAUCCAGCAUGUGAUGCUUUAUGUUGUGCCCAUCUAUCUGCUGCGGAAAGGAGGUAUCUACACUCCAGAACCACUCUGCAAUUUCUGGUGGGCUCUUUUAUCCACGGGGUUUAUGUUUGUGUAUCAUUUUAGCAUCUUGCAGAUUCUGGGAUUGGUUACAGAAGUGAAUUUGAACAACAUGUUGUGCCCAGCCGUCUCAGAUCCUUUUUAUGGGCCCUGGUAUCGAAUCUGGGCAUCUGGACAUCAGACUGUCAUGACCAUGACUCAUGGGAAACUUGUAAUCCUACUGUUUUACAGUGCUGUCCCCAUCUUUAAAUGUAGCAUGGACUUGCUUAGACUCCCAGCUAAGAAAAUAGACUGAAAUUUCUCCCCACGAUGUAGUACAUACAGGAAGCAGAGAUACCUAUACUGGAAAACAAAGAGGAGGGAUGAGAUGACAAUGUGUGUAUACUUCUCCCCACAGUUUAUUGCCUCAAAAACACCUCUAUAAUCAAGUGAGGUUUUUUUUAACUGCUGUUUCUCACUGCCUAUUGCCAAUGGCAAAAUUAGUGGCCUUAUUCUGGAAAAGGUUCAUGUUUUAUACAUUUUGUGUAGAUUACAGUAGAAUCUUGCUAAGCUACCGUUUAAAAUUAGGCCAGGAUCUGUCCACAUUCCAGCAAAGAGAGUGGCAAUGCUACCUCGUUUUGACUUAUUUUCCAUUAAAUAGAAGUACGCUUAUAUCAUAGGAUAGGAAAUAAAGCUGAAUUACAACACUCCAGUGAUGUGAACAGAACACACGUUGAAGUGCAUCAUCCUGGCUUAACUCUUAGCACUUGAAUGCUGCAAAAUGGUCACAGUGAAACGAUGUACACUUAAUCUCCCAGUUGUAAGUGCAAAACAGUGAGGUUCUACUGUAUUUUCUUUAAGCUGGUUGAAAAUGUUGGGGAACAAUAACUCAGUAAAAAAAAAAAAUUUUUUUUUUUAAUCGACUACUUGAUUUCUAAGCUGCUGUGGAUAAAUAUCUAUCUGGCUAAGUCUCAUCAGAUCUUGAUGCUUUGGUUAUGCUUUUAUUUGAGUGAGUGGAAAAACACCAUGUUGAAAUAAUUUCAAAAGACCAUGUUAUGUAUAAGCUAUGAUAACGUAUUUCAUCCACUGUUCUGACCUGACUUUGAACAAAAAUGGUUUUUUCACUUAGCUUAGAUUGAUUGGAGAGGGAGUGGAGAUACAAUGUCCAAUGUAAACAUCAGUUUUCCUUUUUUACUUACUAGAUUUUGAAACAUUCCUCCUCUGUGUUCUACACUGAUCUUCACUCAGUAGAGUGGUUAGUGAAGAAACAAAAUGAAACUGUGUUCUCUCUCUACAGCUCUAAUACGUUCUGUAUACUGAUUUUAAAAUACAGAUAUAAAAAGUCAAAUCAGUGCAGGCCUCUACUGAGCAGAAAGUGUUCCAGUUUACUAGUAUGACUAAAUCUUCCUGUCAACAUGUCUUUUGGACAACAGGAUGUAGAUAGGCAGAAUGAUAAAUAGUAAACUGUGUAUACUGUUCAAAUUUUCCAAGGCUAGAGGAGAAACUGGUGGGCAGAAUGAUGGGAAAUCUUGAGUGUGUUCCUCCAGGUAGUUAGCUGUGAGUCUAUUCUGCAGACUGUUGUCUUUCAGGGCUGUAGGAAUUUUGCUGUACAAAAGUUUUUUGCAAUUUAUAGAUUCAUUGUGUUGUCAAAGCUGUGACUUGUAAGAUAAAACAAAACCAUACCUCCUCCAGCUGGAUCACCUGAAGAUAUGUUCUGAAGUUAAGGUACAGUCAUUUAUACCUCAAGAAGGCAAAGUAAGAAUGAGAAGUGGUUGACUUUUUUUUUUUUUUUUCCUUAAAAAAGAAAAAUUUUCAUUGGAGAGGGAACCAAUGGCUACUUGGAAUAUUUUUUUUAUUCCAUAUAAUUAAAAAAAAGUACACCUCAAUCCAAAAUAUAGUCCCACAUUCUAAUUUACACACUGGUUUCUGGCUUUCUUCCAUGCCUUGCUGUGUAUAUAUAUACAUAAUAAAUAUACUGUACUCUCACAACUUGAGAACAUGUGACAUAUACCUAAACUAUCCAUCAAACAUGUAUAGCUAGUCUUCGUUAUACAGACUGUACGGCUCCUUGUGUUUUUAAUCAGAAUUCAGCUUGAGAAAGCUAAGCACCUGGUAAUAAGAACUGCCAGCAUACGGAGUUAACUGUCAGUUGUUGAUCCUCCAAAUGUCUAAGUACAUAAUGAAUUUCAUCAAGUAGUCUCACUGCUGCCUCAGUAAAGCUGGGCAUAUGUUACUUAAGUAUUUGUGGAGUGGGGCCUAAAGAAUGAAGGCGUUGGUACUGAAGGCCUGAAUCUGUCUGUGGAAGACCACUUAAUUAGCUGCUGAAGUGAUAGAAAUUCUUGCUAUUUAUUUCAGCAGAUUCAGUAUUUCAUGGUGAAAUACAGGAUGCUGCUGGGAGAUGCUAAGAUGCAGUGCUGGAUGUUAUAGUGUGCCCCCUAUUAAUAUACUUCAUCUCCUAUGAAUAGCUGAAUGAAAUCUACAGUGAUUCUUCCCUCCCCAUAGUUACUGUCAAGUGUAUCAUGGUUUACUUAUUUACUUAAGAAUUUGGCAAAAUGCCUUAUGUUGAAUUCAGUCCUGUUUAGAAGGAAUGUUUGAUAUUACAAUAGAAUUAUUUUAGCCAAAUUUUGCAAAUACUAUUUCACAUUAUUGUUUGCUUAACUUCACUGAUGUUUUGUUUUUUUAAGAAUCUUUCCUGUUUCUUUUUCUUCAGAAUAUUGUAGCUACUGGGAAAAUUUCUGAGUUACGUGAAAGUAGCAGGCUUUUUUUUUUUUUUUUUUUAACUACAACAUUUCCUAUCUAUAGUCAUAUGCUUCAGGGCAUUCUAAACAAGUAUAAAACAGCUGCUAUUUGCCACCAUUGACUGCCUCUGGUCAAUUAAGACUGCAGGAGCAUUUAAAUAAGCUCAGGUGUCUCAGUGCAGGCUGUUUGCUUGGAAUGCAAAGUUUGUGAGCUCUUCUGACUGACUUAAAAUUCAGUAGCAGGAAUGGCAAUGUUAAAUAUAGCUACCUGAGGGAAGUCCCUGGGGCAAUUUGGAUGAAAGCAUUCUUGGUGUAGUCGUACCACUUGUACCAUUCACUUUGAUAGCAGAGCCACUCUAAGUGAUUGCUUCUGCCUUCCCUCCCACCCUGUACCACAGAAGUCUGUUUCUGUCACUGUGCUGUGACUCAUGCUUUUUCUCUGUUAUGCUGGUCCAGUUGUUUUGAGUCAUGGUAGAAAUUUCAGGCAUAAUUUCAGAACAUUGGAGUAUGCUGACAGAACUGCUCAUCAAAACCAAUGGGACACUUAUAUUCCCCUUCCAAACCUUACCUGUGCAGGUUCUGGAGCUUGUUGAAUUCUUCUGUACCAAUUUAAGUUGCUAAAAUGGCUAACUGAAGAACGAAAUUCGGCAAAAAAGCAGAGAGGUAAACCAACUACUACACCCAGUAAGGAUUUUAGAGGUAUUGGAGCUGCUGUAAAAGAGUUGAAUGGUGCAAUUGGAGUCAGGUGGGAGGGCAGGCAGUGGAACCUUCUUCACCUUUUGUUUGAUGGUAAGCUGUUGCUUCUUCGCUUGUUGUACAGUAUCAGUGAAGCUGGCUGAGAUAGGACAGAAUCAUUUAGGUUGGAAAAGAUCCUUAAGAUGAUGGAGUCCAACCAUAAACCUAACACUGCCAAGUCCAUCACUAAACCACAUCCCUAAGCACCACGUCUACAUGUCUUUUAAAUACCUCCAGGGGUGGUGACUCCACCGCUUCCUGGGCAGCCUGUCCCAGUGCUUGGCAACCCUUUCGGUGAAGAAAUUUUUCCUAAUACUGAAUCUAAACCUCCCCUGGCGCAACUUGAGUCCAUUUCCUCUUGUCCUGUCGCUUGUUACUUGGGAGAAGAGACUGACAUCUACCUCAUUACAACCUCCUUUCAGGUAGUUGUAGAGAGUGAUAAGGGCUCCCCUCAGCCUCCUUUUCUCCAGACUAAACCACCCCAGUUCCUUCAGCCGUUCCUCGUACGACUUGUGCUCUAGACCCUUCACCAGAUUCGUUGCCCUUCUCUGGACACGCUCGCUCCAGCAGCUCAAUGUCUUUCUUGUAGUGAGGGGCCCCAAAGUUAAAUUAUCCCCUCCCUCCCCUUGCCCCUUUUUGAAGGCUUUUAAAAUGUACUAUUUCAUUUUGGUGUAUGGUAUGGCACCACAAGAAACAGUAUCAGCAUAGCUGAGACACAAGCUUCACAGAAGGUGAAGAACAGGUCAGAGUGGGAGCAGAAGGGGAAUGGACUUCUGAAGCUAAUGUCAUUGAACUUCCCGUCCUUUAUUCCUCAGCUGUCUCUGGUAUCUGUUUGAAAUACGCAUCAGACAGAGCUUGUUCAAUGUGCAGGAUAUUGGUCUGACUGGGUAAGACAAAUACUUAAUCUCCAUAGGAGUUCUUUAUUCUCUGCCCUGGCAGAGGCCAGUUUUCUUUUCCCUGAUUGGUUUGUUUCAUAGGCAGUUAUGCUAUAUGGAUGACUUCUUUGGUUGCUUUUAUACUUAUUUAUGCUGGAAAUUAAAGAACAAAACUAUACUGCUAUUCUUGAAAGCUAAUUGACAUUCUCUCCUGUGGUAUUAUGCACAUGAUCUAUGUCAAGAUAACUUGAAGCUGUUGCCCAGUACCUGGUGAUGAAUUUUUACAUUGCAGCAGUGCAAUGUACAAAUGAAAGGGUAGUCCGAGUCCUCCCUGGUCAAAUGUUCCUAAAUCUUUUGUCACAGUACUAAGAGUUAUGAAAACAUUAGCAAUAUCUAUGGGGCAGAGCAGGAGGGGAACCAGAUAGCCAGACAGACUAUUCCUUUCAGCAGCAGCUUAAGCUGACUGUAAAAUCUCACCCUGAAGUGGACUGAUUUGCUGUCCACUAGCAAGCCAGGCACAAUACCAGAAAAAAUUCUUGUGCAGUGCCAAUGUUUAGACUUCAUGGAGAAGUUGGUAUGUAUUACGGUGUCUGACCAGAGCCUUCUACUCUCCUAAUUUCUAGUACUGUAGGCACUUCAAACAAAAUAAACAAGGAGAAAUGAAAUUGAUUGCUCUUACUGCCAGGGAAUGACUGUCUAAAUUUACCUCCCAAUGUACACAUAAAUGAAGCAUUAGUAACUACAAUAAACUUGUUUAUUGAUCGGUUUGUUUAUGCAGCCUCAGAGUAAGUAGCCCUCUAAAGCAGAAAAGCGAGCUAGUAGAAUUUCUACACCCACCACAACAUCUGGCAAUUCAGCCUGUGAAUAUUGAGAUUAUUGUGCCAAGGCUUUAGCUGUCCAGGAUACAUGCAGUGCUAUUUUUCAAGGAUUCAGACACUGUACGCAGUGUUUGAGCUGUAUCUAUUUGUUUAACUUCCUCCUAUUUAAGCACCAAAGAAGAAUUUGCAUCUUGUUUCUUUUGAAGGGUGAAAAUUAACAGCUCUUGACCAUACUUGUAUAAAUCAAUGAAAAGCCACAGUCUAUGAACACACCGCUCUACUUGGUUUCGGUUCAGCUUCUUAGGGCUUGACAAAUGCUGCUUAUAAGCAAGGAAGUCAGUCCAUUUGCAUACCUUAAGAUUAUAGAGUACCUCAUUGUAGAUUUAUCCAUCUGUUUCUGGUCACAAUCAGGGUUUUGAUAUUUCUGUAUAUUUGAUAUCAUUUUGUAAAGCCCAGUUUAGUUUUUCUUUCAGGAAUGGCUAUUUGCAACUGUUAAAUUACUGUACUUUUAUGUCCUAAGUCUUGCAUCUAAACACCACAGGCAUUUGCUUUCUAUGCAUCUAUAGCUAAUGGAAAAUAUAGACGUGCUGUUUUUCCUCACUGUUGCAAUUGUUUCACUAGAGGUGGAUUCCUAGCAAUUAAAUUAGUCCUAAUAGUUAACAAAGCUCUGAAAAAGCCAAAAACUAGGAAGAGGGCAUGUCAGCCCUGUUAGGAGGCGAAAGGUUUCUGCAGGCAGACAGGUCAACUUUGAUGUUUUCAUUUUUACAGUGACAAGACUCAUAACAAAUCUGUUGAUUUUUGUGAUCUCGUACUCAAAAGUGAUAUUGCUGUAAAUCUGUCUUGCAGCUUUUAGAGUAACUUAGUCAAAGCCAAGCUGUUUUUUUUAAAUGAUUUUAUUUUUUCUUCAGGGUCAAUUUUGUACUUUUCUAAAAUUAUUUCUGCAUUUACUGAGUCAUUAUCUCAAUGCUGCAGAGGACGCAGCAGGCAGAACAGCGAGCGUACCCACACCACUCUUGCCAACCAGACUGUGCCAGGGAGCUGGAGUUGCUCAGGCACUGGUCUGAAGCACACAGCAGUCUUUGGAAACGUGCAGCUCCAGUUCCCCUACCCUCUAGUUCAACCAUGGCAUUAUCCAGGCACAGAAUGGUACGGCAAGGGCAAGGAUGGAUGUGGAGAGGCUCAACUGCCACAUAUGCUGUUAGUUCUGAAUAAUUUGUAAGAGUGUUAUGAAUUUUGUAAACUUUUUAAUGUGCUAAAACUUGGUUAUGAGGUAACAUUUACAAAUAAGGGGUAAUUUGUGUACUUGUUUUUGUAUUUUGGUCUGAUGUUCUUUUUUGUUGUUGUGCCCUAAGUCCAGAUCACUGGGCAAAUAGUUGUUAAACCUUUGAAUUAAAAUAAAUAAAUGCAUUUUAAUGGA
Molecule: messenger RNA, 7801 nt
Organism: Harpia harpyja (harpy eagle)
Lineage: Eukaryota; Metazoa; Chordata; Aves; Accipitriformes; Accipitridae
Gene: TMEM164
Product: transmembrane protein 164
Exons: 7
Coding region: 566-1534 (322 amino acids)
Source: RefSeq, a predicted model, not a curated record